Oncorhynchus kisutch (coho salmon) is the source of this 3636-nucleotide messenger RNA. Its product is annotated as carbohydrate sulfotransferase 11. Bases 417 to 1439 code for a protein of 340 amino acids. The transcript is spliced from 3 exons. NCBI's taxonomy places the organism in Eukaryota, Metazoa, Chordata, Actinopteri, Salmoniformes, Salmonidae. Gene Ontology annotation, cellular component: membrane. Gene Ontology annotation, molecular function: sulfotransferase activity. Gene Ontology annotation, biological process: proteoglycan biosynthetic process; carbohydrate biosynthetic process. The record is from RefSeq and is a predicted model, not a curated record.
UGGGUGUGACGUCAUAGCCCAGUGCCGCCGACCAUGUUUCGGGAAGUUUGACUGGGUUGAAAAAAUUUACGAAACGAAAAUUGUUGAACGAUGGGGAUUAUCAGAGAACUCCGAAACAAUCUGGCUCUCUCGGGACUUGUAUACGAUGAGAAAUUUCAGCGGAACGUAAAAUAUGAUUGAAAUAUAUAAUUGAUCUGAACUCCUACAAAGGCAUCCGACUUUCGCGCGUUCCAAUAUUUUUUUUCGUCGAAUAGAAUAAUUGAGAAAUAGACUGAUAUAACGGUAUCACUGCCAAGUUUUUCCACAUGAAGGUCCAUUCUUUCCCUUCUAUCGUUAAGUCGCAUCAGACGAGCUGCCUCGCAUGAGACACCUCGGGGAGAGGGUUCUGCUCUACUCUGCCAGCUCGGGGAAUCAGGAUGACAAAACCCAAAGUUGGACGAAUUUUCCUGGCGACAUGCGUUGGGUCACUUUUCAUGGUCAUAUUGUACUUUCAGAACAUCACAAGGCCAGCCGUGGAGCAGUUUGGGGGGAAGGGCAUCGGCCCGGGGAAGACAAGGAGAAGUCCACUACAGACCCUCUACAACGAAGACCAGUUGGACAUGUCUGCCGCGCAGGCGUCUCUGCGUGGUCGGCGGGAGCUGCUAGAGGAGGCGUGUCUCACCCACACCAGGAAGCGGCGGGUGUUGACCCCAGAUGACCUCCGCCACCUCAUAGUGGACGAUAAGCACAGUUUGCUGUACUGCUACGUCCCCAAGGUGGCCUGCACAAACUGGAAACGGGUCCUCAUGGUCCUGACGGGGGACGGACGCUACCGCGAGCCCCUAGCCAUCCCCGCCAAUGAGGCCCACGUGGCAGGCAACCUGCGCACGCUGUCAGAGUACUCCACCGGCGAGAUAAACCACCGCCUCCGCAGAUACCUGAAGUUCCUCUUCGUUCGGGAGCCCUUCGAGAGGCUGGUGUCGGCCUACCGCAACAAGUUCACCCGCAGCUACAACACGGCCUUCCACAAGCGCUACGGCACCAAGAUCAUCCGCCGACACCGGCCCCACCCUGAGCCGGAGGCGUUGGAGCAGGGUAACGAUGUCUCCUUCAAGGAGUUUGUGCAGUACCUGGUUGAUCCCCGCACACAGAGAGAGGAGCCCUUCAACGAGCACUGGGAACGGAUCCACUCACUGUGCCACCCCUGCCUCAUCCACUACGACGUGGUGGGGAAGUAUGAGACUCUGGAGCAGGACUCCCGCUCUGUGCUGCGGCUGGCCGGCGCUGACGGGGAGGUCCACUUUCCCACCUCAGGCAAGAGCACCAGGACCAACGGGGACAUGGCGGCUCAGUUCUUCCACAACAUCAGUCCCUUCUACCAGAAGAAGCUGUACAACCUUUACCACAUGGACUUCCUGCUGUUCAACUACUCCAACCCAGAGUACUUGAAGUUUAGGUGAGGGCGUCUCUCUCCAUGUCAACUGUGAUUUAGUAAUCAAUCUGUUUUGGGUCUGGAAUUUCUAAUCAAUCUGGGUGGGUGUGUAGUGGUGUUCAGAUGUUAUUGGUAAGUGCCUUACCAGUGCCUUCCCUGCAUUGUUAGAUGUAUGACGUUUAUUAUCAAGGGUGACUUUGGGGGCACUGUUCAUUCCUAGGUCUCUUCAUGUGGCCUAUAUAAGAUAGAAGCAGGUUCUUCUUGUUGGGGGUUGUGAACCUUCCUCUUUAUUUAUACAAUUGUAGUAUUUAUUGUAAUUAUAGACUGAGUCAUUGGACACUUGAGUGAAUUGUGGGAGAACAUUCAAUUUAUGCAUUUCUCUCUGCUUGCACAUACAGCGUGUUUUCUUGACUCUUGCACAUCUUAUGUAGCCAAACUGUUCCUCUGGGGACAAAGGGUGUUGUAGAACUUACAUAAACCAACAAACAAAAGAAAGCCGUCUACCCAUUCAAAAUCAUGAAAAGGCUGCCAUUUACUCAGAGUUAUGAGGUUUGCAAAGACCCAAUGUGAAUACAUUUUUAAAAAACAAAUUUAAAUGUAAAUGAGUUGAUAAAUCUAAGACGGUGGUAAGAAAUAACUGCCUUGGUCUUGGUGGCCACCUGUUCGUUGAUGUUAUGCAAGCCACAGGUUGAUAGUAAAAAUGUACUGAUAAACAAUGUAUGCUGGGUAUAGGAAGCCUGGCAGGCAUGAUGACUUCAGAUAGGGAGUUGAUGACAGAAAUGCCACAUGCUCUGUUUGGCAGAGUCACCUCUUUCUUUAGCUCACGGCAGACUGAGCAAACCGCGCAUAGCUGUGGUUUGGUCCAAGGCUGCCCUUCGUCAGAGAGUUCCGUGUUGAACUGUGGACAGCCACGUAGGGCUAACUAUCCACACGGGCACUACAGGUUAAAACCAGGUAAGCCUUCUGGUAAAAGACAAAUAUUCUAUUGAAUUUACACCAUGCUUACAAGUGCAAUAUUUUUCAUGACUUGAAAUGAGCUGUAUAUGAAGACAUUUAAUAUCACAUGUUCAUGCCUGUUGAUGUUGUGCCUCAACAGUUUGCCCAUAAAAAUGGUAUAUUUACCGUUUACUGCUACAACAACAUAAAUUUGCAUCAAUUGAUGCUAUAGGCCAGGGUUAACCAACUGGUGGCCUGUGAACUGAAUUUGGCCCGAGGGUGAUUUUUAUUUGGCUCCCCAAGUUUGAGCGAAAAAUAAUAAUAGUUUAAACAAACAAAACAAAACAAAAAAAAGAAAUAAUUUGCAGGACACAAAGAAACUGUAAAAACACGAGCAAAUCAGCUCUAAGUGAUUUUAAUUGAGGAAAUCUGUUUUCCCACGCCUAGUAGAGAGAUAUAUGUGAUCAUAUGAAAAUGAAAGCAUGGUUUGAAAUGAUUAUGUUUUAGUCAAAUAAUAUAUACGUUUGGGCUUCUUCCAGUCUACAAAUGAUUUGUAAUUAUGUUCCGCCCCCCUGACCAUCCGCUCAAAAAAAGAUCAGCCAAUGGCUGAAUCUAGUGGACGAUCCCUGCUUAUAGGCCAUGUGUUGAGGUAGCGGUGGUGUGGAGGACAUGUUCUUUGUGUUGGAAACAACCAAAUACUUUACAACUUUCAAAUUGUUGCCUUGAAAUAGAAGUAGACUCUCGUCUGAAUGAAUUUGCUCCUAAUGUUAACGAGCCAUAAUCAAGUUGUGUACAGCCUGUUUCAGACAAACACCCAUAGACUGUGAAUAAUGUCUGGAGAGAACACAGGUGUCGACCAAUAGAGUUGUCUCAGUUCAUGAACUCCUCUCAGCUGGGAAGUGGCUGCUCUAGAACAUCCACAUACAACAUUUCACCGUUGUUGACAAGUCAUCUGGAACGCCUGGUAUUUAGCCUACAGAGAAGUGUGUAUUUAUUAUACCAGUACUACAGUCUGGUUAAUUUUCUCUUACUUUUGUCUGAUAUGAGAGUACCCUUAUGUUUAUUUUGCAAAUUGUAUUUUAUAGUAAUAAUUACCCACCAUUUAAUAUAAAUGAUAUUUUUUACACUAAUUUCUCAACAACCAAGCACCCAGUAGACAGUGAUGUCAUUGUGUAUUGUCAUUACCGGUUCUACUUCAAAACCGUCAUAGAAGUUUCCUUUUUUUCACGUUUCCUUCCUGAUUUGCCUAGUUAAAUAAAGGUUCAAUAAAGGUUCAAUAAAAAAAUCCA